Messenger RNA from Apodemus sylvaticus (European woodmouse), 2050 nucleotides. It is a transcript of the gene Fcer2, whose product is annotated as Fc epsilon receptor II. The coding region runs from base 196 to 1191 and encodes 331 amino acids. Lineage: Eukaryota; Metazoa; Chordata; Mammalia; Rodentia; Muridae. The transcript has 12 exons. The record is from RefSeq and is a predicted model, not a curated record.
AAGCCAUUAAUGAGCUGCUCACAGAACACAUCUGUCUUCGCCACACUAGCCUCAGCUACCUUCUCCAAGUACCCCACAUACACCAGAAAGACAAGGACAGACUCCAAGUUCAAGUCACUUCCAGAGCUUCGGAGUGACAAGGGCGUUGGCAGGCAGUGCAUGCCCCAUCACUGAAAGAAUCCAAACAAGACUGCCAUGGAAGAAAAUGAGUACUCAGGAUACUGGGAGCCUCCAAGGAAGCGUUGCUGCUGUGCAAGACGGGGGACACAGCUCGUCCUGGUGGGGCUACUGAGCACAGCAAUGUGGGCUGGCCUGCUGGCCCUGCUUCUUCUAUGGCACUGGGAAACGGAGAAGAAUCUAAAACAGCUGGGAGACUCUGCCAUCCAGAAUGUCUCUCGUGUCACCAAGGACUUACAAAACUACCAGAGUAAUCAAUUGGCCCAGAAGUCCCAGGCUGUUCGGAUGUCACAGAACUUGCAAGAGCUUCAAGCUGAACAGAAGCAAAUGAAAGCUCAGGACUCUGAACUCUCCCAGAACCUCACUGAACUCCAGGAGGAUCUAAUCAGCGUCAGAUCCCAGAACGCUGAACUCUCCCAGAACCUGAACAGACUCCAAGAGGAUCUAGUCAACAUCAAAUCCCUGGGCUUGAAUGAGAAGCGCGCAGCCUCAGAUGCUCUGGAGAAACUCCAGGGAGAGGUGACAAAGCUGUGGAUAGAGAUACUGAUGUCGAAGGGAACUGCGUGCAAUGUAUGUCCCAAGGACUGGCUCCAUUUCCAACAGAAGUGCUACUAUUUUGGCAAAGGCUCCAAGCAGUGGAUCCAGGCCAGGUUCACCUGCAGCGACCUGGGAGGGCGGCUAGUUAGCAUCCACAGCCAAAAGGAGCAGGACUUCCUGAUGCAACACAGCAACAAGGAGGAUUCCUGGAUUGGCCUCCAGGAUCUCAAUAUGGAGGGAGAGUUUGUAUGGACGGAUGGGAGCCCUUUGAGUUACAGCAACUGGAAUCCUGGGGAGCCCAACAAUGGGGGUCAGGGUGAGGACUGCGUGAUGAUGCGGGGAUCCGGCCAGUGGAACGACGCCUUCUGCCGUAGCUACCUGGAGGCCUGGGUCUGUGAGCAGCUGGCAACAUGCGAGCUAUCUGCUCCCUUCGCCUCUGUGAGCCCGACAGGAGCCACCCCAAGAAGUGAACCCUGAAAACUUCUGCUCACCCUCUACCUUUAUCAUGGAAACAGCCAGGCCUUGAGGAUACCCCUCUCUGUGACUGAAGGCUAUGAUCAUGUCCCUACCCAUACUGAAGCAGAUGGCAGAUGCUAGCUCCCGACAGCUACUCAGGAAGGCUCUACUGCUCUUCAGCUAAGCUGACCAUCCCAUGCCCUCCCCAAACCUGAGCCCGAGCCAUGCAAGCUCCCAGCCUAUUGGCAUGCAUGUGGGUGGUCCGUCGAGCCACCCAGGGAGCUGCUGAGGACAAAGAUCUCAGAGGAGGCUCCUUCUGCAGUCCCCACUUCCUCUCGCUGUGCAUCAGAGAACAGAGGUUCCCCAUUCCCAGGAUCUGGAAGUGAGUCCUCCCAUUAAGUUUCCAUCAGUAAAACUGGGUGGUGACUGGUCCCAGCAUUCCCACCCUCCUUGGAGGCUGUACCGAGUGUGCUCCUGGUGUGGGAGUCAUUGAAGGGAGUCGGGCUCCAGCAGGGUGAGCUUGGCUCUGGCAGGCCUUGCCCUUCUCUCCCAUUCAUACCCUCUGCCUUGCUAAAAAGCUGUUAACAGUCCUAAAGCUAGCCCCCACGGUCCCUUAUUUGUCCACUUCCUCCUCUGAGGCUGGCCACCAAGGUCCAGCUAUCCAUGUAUUGAAGUCCAGCAACCAAAACCCCCUUUGUGUCACCUAAUUAACAUGCUCAGUCAAAAUAUACCAAUUCAUCAUAGCCCAGUCUAACAGACUGCCCUUUUUCCUCUUCAUAAAAAUUACACCUGCAAGGCCAUUGGCUGCUGUUUUUCUGCCUGAGUCAGAAAGUGGCCACUUAACUUUUCUUACAUACUUAAUAAAGGAUCUCUCUGUGAA